Molecule: messenger RNA, 727 nt
Organism: Acanthoscelides obtectus
Lineage: Eukaryota; Metazoa; Arthropoda; Insecta; Coleoptera; Chrysomelidae
Source: the annotation of a GenBank genome assembly
CGAUUCGGUAACGAAGCGGGCCACCUGUGAAAAGUAACAUGGAUCCCCAUCUCCAGACCCUGAGCUAUACGAAUAUCUCAUUAUGCUUUUUGGUGCGAAGGAGUGUGGUCGCCUCUUGUUUACCUUUUUUGCGUGUUCACAAUGUCGUCAAAUAGGAAACGUGUGAUUAUAAUUAAAGAAAAGUUGAAGAAAUUAGAGGAAAUGCUACAGGACGUCUCUACAAUUAUCAAUGCAUCGCAGACAUCAAGUCUAUCCUCUUUUAAAAUCUGACAUGCAAAAACUAGCCAAAGAAUCUAAAAUGGAUAAUUUUCUCUUUGGAAAAACGUUCAUGGAGAAAUGUAAAAUUAAUCAACCUAUAAAUAAAUCUGCAGUAGAGCUGCAGGUGAGUAAAGUUCCUGCAAGCAGCCAAAUCUUAAAUAGGAGCCAUUUAAACUGGCAGCGCCCCAAAACAUCUGUACGUUUUCGGAAUAGUCAGUUUGUACUAAACAAGAGAAAGGAGCCUCGAAUACAAGAGAGAAACAGAAAUCAAUGGAGAUCAUCGAGAGGGAACCUAGCCAGAUACAAUUACCGAAACCGACAAAUUCAGUAGAGGGAACCACAUCCGCUUUGGCCAAAGCUUACCCUGGUGUCAGGAAUUUUAUCAGGGAAGCUCUUGCUCCAAGAAGACUGACGGAAUCAGCUUUAGAAGUAGUUAUCUCUUCAUUAAAUCCUAAUACACUGAAACAAU